CGGAAGGUGUGGUAGAGGGGAGGGUCGAUGACGUGCGCCGUGAAGAUGGUAAAAGAUGGACGAUGGGAAGGCGAUGAUGACGAUGACCGGCCCCUUGCCAGCGGGCGGAAGAGAACUGCAGAGGAGGUUAAUCCGGAGGUUAAUUGCGACGCUUUUUGGGGUCAAGGCCCCAGAAAACAGUUGAGGGAGGCGAUUCGCGGCUGCGCCGACUACUUCGUCGCCAUCACCAACAAUGACGCAGGAGCCGAACCACUGUCCAUGCUCAUCAUGUCGCUGAACGAUGUGCCACGCUUCAAGAUUGACAAUCCGACGCAGCGUGAACGGGCUUUGCGCAGAGCGCGCAUCGUGGAGAAACUGGUAAUGCGCACUAUCCACGGGUGGAUAUUCAAAUUGUCGUCGAGGUCGAAUGGCUUCACUCGUGUAGAGUCGUACAUUAUCGUCGACUACACUAUUGACGUUGCACGAGCUGUUUGGCAGGGGUUGGAAUGGUCGAGAGUGGUUUCCCAAGCCCUCAUUUACUACACGCUGCAGAUGAAGGGCGACGUGCCUUUGUGGUUCGCUAUGGUGAAAAUUGUGGACAAACCUUAAGAUGAUGACAUGGUGGUGCAACAGGAGGCAACAGUUCUUCGCGUGGUGGAGUGUUGUACAAAUGUGCUUUGGUGUAG
Messenger RNA from Chara braunii, 665 nucleotides. NCBI's taxonomy places the organism in Eukaryota, Viridiplantae, Streptophyta, Charophyceae, Charales, Characeae. The record is from the annotation of a GenBank genome assembly.